Messenger RNA from Brassica oleracea var. oleracea, 945 nucleotides. RefSeq lists its product as uncharacterized. The record is from RefSeq and is a predicted model, not a curated record. The coding region runs from base 1 to 945 and encodes 314 amino acids. Lineage: Eukaryota; Viridiplantae; Streptophyta; Magnoliopsida; Brassicales; Brassicaceae. The transcript has a single exon.
AUGCCUUCACUACCAAAUGAGUUCAUCCCUUAUACUGAUAAUACCAUGAACCAAAAUGAUUUUGUUCCCAUCCAGAUUAACCGAAAUGAGACCCGAACGGUUCGAUCAACGUUUGUUACUUCUGGAAACACAAACCAUGCCAAUUUGUUUUCUCCAUCUCCACCUUUUACUUCUUCUUACCAUGCUUCACAAGUCUAUUCAUCUACCAUAACAUUUAACAGUUCACGCAUGGCUUAUCAGCGGAGAAAUAACAUGAUUUCUGCUGUGAGAAUGCCUCAAAUUUCAGGAUUUGUUAACCCUCAAUUUUCUCCAGUUUUGGCCACUCCAACCAUCCCAAACAUGUAUCAUCAUGCUACUGUCCCGACCAAUAAUAUGGUCAGUAGCCAAAAUGGUCAUGGCCGUGGCAACCGUGUCAUAACUUCUGGUCAAACCAUUAGGAAUCACUCUCCAAAUGUUUUUGGUAACGCCACUCCAACUAUCUCAAACCUGAAUGAUGAUGUUAUGGUUCCGACCAAUAAUAUGGUCACUAGCCAAAAUGGUCAUGAACGUGUCAUAACUUCUGAUCCAACCAUUAACCCUCCAAAUGUUUUUAAUAACCAACGGGAAACCUUUUACCCUGAACCUAUCGAUUACACCAAAGUCGACACAAGUGACGAAGGUGGUGAAAACAAGUAUCAAACCCAUGGCAUACCAAAUGAAAAUUACGGUUCAUAUAUGUGUCCCAAGUGUCACAGUCGGUUUGAUAUUUCACCAAUAAUAUCAGCUGCACGCAUGGGGUUAGUUCAUUCUAGCAAUGAGACUAAAGAGGAAAACGAGAAAGGACCUUGUGAAAGAACUAAAAAAAGGUAUCGUGAACAAAGUCAUCCAGAAGUCAAUGGUAAAGCUCGGAAGAUCGAAUCGGAGGACAAAGUUCCAGAAGAGAGCUGUGGCUCUAAAACUAAUUAA